Betta splendens (Siamese fighting fish) is the source of this 2500-nucleotide messenger RNA. RefSeq names its product solute carrier family 10 member 3 (gene slc10a3). Bases 578 to 1993 code for a protein of 471 amino acids. NCBI's taxonomy places the organism in Eukaryota, Metazoa, Chordata, Actinopteri, Anabantiformes, Osphronemidae. Gene Ontology annotation, biological process: bile acid and bile salt transport. The transcript has a single exon. Gene Ontology annotation, cellular component: membrane. Gene Ontology annotation, molecular function: bile acid:sodium symporter activity. The record is from RefSeq and is a predicted model, not a curated record.
UUAAUAACCAAAAACAAUCAUAAACAAAACUAAAACUAUUUCCUCUUUUUGACACAGACCAAAGUGAGUCACGUGACACUUUUUUAAUGCUGUGUACGCAGAAAUAAUAGACAAAGACACUGCUGAUGAUGGAACAAAAUUAGAAAGGAUGAAUUACCUCUGUUUGAAUGCGAUGAACGUUAAACACACGUCUAUUACAAUCAACCUUUAGCUGAUGUUUUGAACCGGAAGCGCGCCGUUAUUCAAGCUAGCUUCACCACACAAACAGCGGCGAUGCCCACGGUUCCAUCCACCGGGAAGACAAACGUCUGAGACGGAACGUGAGCUCGUCAGCGCGGACAUUUUAGCGACCAGGGCCCACGGACAACCGCGGGAGACGCUGUGGGGCUCAGCGCGGCGCUGGGCGGGGUGAUGUGUAGGCUCCGGUAUAAAGGCGGCGAGAAAAUGGGAGCCAGACGAGGCGUGGACCCGCCCGCGUCGGAGUCGUGUUGUGCCAGAGUAGCAUGAAAGGUUCGCUGCAGGGGAGCGAGGCGGUGUUGUAGCCGUCGGCAGCGGGGCUGAAGCGUCUGUCGGGAGGAUGAGGACGCUUUUCACCGUCAGCUGUCUCCUCAUUAUCACCGGCGGAGCGGAGCGCGCGUGGGCCACCGGAAACCUCACCGUCGACGGCGGCAACGACACCGAGCCGACCGCCGGCGGCGGCAGCAGGUACAUCCGGAUCGGAGACGGCUCGUCGCAGGAAUUCGAGUUUCCCGAGAACACCAACGGCGUGAUCGUGAUCUCCAGCGGGUACCGCAGCUCGGCGGCCAGCAGGACGGGCCGCCACAGCUGGAAGCAGACGGUGCGAGUCCGUUCCCUGGACCCGGAGGUCCUGUCCAUCCUCAACGUGACGGACGGCGGCCACGCCGGUCCGCCCAGGAGCUACAUCAUAAGCAUCCGCUCCGGGUUCCCAGGCACCGCUCAGCUGCAGAUCCAGCUGCUGGAGCUGGAUCAGGACUCGGAGCCGCUAGUGAUCGAGGAAAGGACCGAUUACUCCAUCAGGGUGGCGCCGGGCAGCGAUGACCCGGCCACCCGGCUCAUUCAGUCCGGUGGCCUGUCCCACUUCUCGGAGAACCCUGUGCUCUUCGCCUUGCUGCCUCUCAUCUUCGUCAACAAGUGUGCCUUUGGGUGCAAGGUAGAGGUGGAGGUGCUGCGGGGUCUGCUCAAGAACCCUGUCCCGCUCCUUCUGGGGGUGCUGGGCCAGUUCCUGGUCAUGCCCCUGUACGCGUACUGUGUGUCCAGGCUGGCCUCCCUGCCCAAAGCGCUCUCCCUGGGCCUGGUCAUCACCUGCUCGGCGCCGGGGGGCGGGGGCGGCUACCUGUACAGCCUGCUGCUGGGCGGGGACGUGACCCUGGCCAUCUCCAUGACCCUGGUGUCCACGGUGGUGGCGGCGGCGGCCAUGCCGCUGUCCUCGGCGCUGUACGGGCGGCUGCUGGGGGUGCACGCCGCCCUCCACGUCCCGUUCGUGAAGAUCCUGGGCACCCUCCUCUUCAUCGCCAUCCCCAUCUCGCUGGGCAUGCUGGUCAAGCUGCACCUGCCCGCCCUCACGCGGGUGCUGCUCGCGCUCAUACGGCCCUUCAGCUUCGUGCUGAUCGUGGGCGGCAUCUUCAUGGCCUACCAAAUGGGCGCGUCCAUCCUGGCUAACGUCAGACCCCAGAUUGUGGCGGUGGGCGUGACGGUGCCGUUGCUGGGGCUGGUGGUCGGGGCGGUGAUGGCGAGGCUGGCGUGCCUGGCCCCCCCGCAGAGGAAGACGGUCAGCAUCGAGGUGGGCGUGCAGAACAGCCUGCUGGCGCUCGCCGUCAUGCAGCUGUCCUUCCGCCGGGCGGAGGCGGACUUUGCGUCCCAGGCGCCCUUCAUCGUGGCCCUCAGCAGCACCACAGAGAUGCUGCUCAUCGUGGUGGGGUACGUGGUGCAGCGGAGGCUGUGCGGUUCUGGCGUCCCACGGAGCGAUGCUUGAUUGUAGCUGCAGCUUUUCUUUUUCUUUUUCUUUUUUUUUUUGCUCUGAUCUUUUGGAAAAUCACACCUUUUCGAAACUUGUGUAAAUUUGUUAUCGUUUGGACAAAGCGCCCAACAAUCAGCAGUCCACUAAUCACUGUUGUUGUACACAGGACGGUUAAUGGACUUCUUUUGUUGUUUCAUAUGUUAAUGAAAACCAAAGGCCUUUUACCCCCUGGGACACACACAAGUUAGUUUCACAGUAUUUUUAAAACCAGAUUAUACUGUGAGGCAGUUUAUGUAAAUAGAAGACAAAUACUUAUUACAGAAAAGAUAUUUUUCUACCUGUUUACAUUUUGUAAAGCAGUUUUUGUAUCAUGUUUACAGGAGGUCGUGUGUCUUGUCCUGGACGAGGGAAAAUGAUAAUUUGAAAGUAUUUGCUACUGAUUGUGUUUCCUGGAUCUGUGAAUCCGUGUACUUGAAUAUUCUAAAAGAGAAAAAGCUAAUAAAAAAUGUUGUGGAAGCUUCA